CUCAAUUAUUAAUAUUAUUUCAAUUCAAUCCGCCCUUCCAUAAUUCAUUCAUUCAACCUCAAUUUGCCCACCAAACCAUGGAUGAUUUUCUUGUUCUUUCACCUUCUUCUUCUUCCUCCAUUGUCUACCACACACCACCCCCACCCUGCAACCAGAAGCUCCAAUUCCUCCUCCAAACCCAACCCCACCACCCAUGGGCCUACGCCAUUUUCUGGAAAACCAUCAACCAAGACGACGGUCGUCUCGCUUUAACCUGGGACGACGGUUACUUCCUCCAAUACCCAAACAAACCACUUACAAAAGACACCCACUCCCCAAACGACUCUGACUGGUUCUACGUCGUCUCAUUGACUAGAACAUUCACUUUCGACGACGACUCCUCAACACCAACAAAAGCCCUACUCUCCAAUACAACCGUCUGGUUGACGGGUGCUCAUAAUCUGUUGUCAAUUGAUUGCGAGAGAGCUAAGGAGGCUCAUAUUCAUGGGUUGGAGACGCUGGUUUAUGUUCCCACUUCUAAUGGGGUGGUGGAAGUGGGGUCUUAUCAUGUUGUUGAUCAGAUGGGGUCUGAUUUGGCCCAUCAGGCUCAGUCGUUGUUUGGUGCUGGAUCUUCUUGUUCUUCUUCGUCUUCUCCUCCGGCUACUGUACUAAAAGUUGUUAGAAAAAAUGUGAUUUCGUUUGGGGAUGUGGAUGUGGAUGUGGAUGUGGUGGCUGGCUUGCCGGAAGAGGAGAGUAUGAAUGUUAUUGAUUUUGGAGAAUCUGUUAUGGGUCAACAAGUCAACAAAUCUGGAAAGAUAGGAAGAAACAGAAAACCUGCUAUGCCGAGUUCAGAUACAACAUCGGAACAGUCGGAUUCGGACUGCCAGCUGGUUCUCGCACACGCGAAAAAACCAGGGGUGAAAAGGAAAGGAAAGGAUCCGCCGCUGAACCACGUGGAGGCGGAGCGCCAGCGGCGUGAGAAGCUAAAUCAGCGCUUUUACAGCCUGCGGUCGGUGGUCCCAAACGUGUCCAAGAUGGACAAGGCGUCCUUGCUGGCGGACGCUGUAUGUUACAUCAACGAAUUGAAAGACCGAGUGGAAGAACUAGAAUCGAAGCUGCAGGAGGUGAAGUACCACCCGAAGUUAAAGAAAGUAAAGGUGGAAAUGGCCGAAACAAUUGUGGAAAAUCACAACACGGUAGUGUCUGUUGUGAAACCAAAGGGGAUAAAUAGUUGUAACAAAGUUGGGAAUAAAAACAAAACGAUUGGAGUUGAGGUUGAGGUGAAGAUGGUGGGUGAAGACGCGAUGAUCAGAGUACAAUCCGGGAAUAAGGAUUGGCCAUCGGCAAAAUUGAUGGAUGCGUUGCGUGAAAUGGAAGCGAAAGUUCACCAUGCGAGUAUGUCAUGUGUUAACGACGUUAUGCUUCAAGAUGUUGUCAUUAGGAUCCCUGGUGCCACAGAAGAUGAAGUGAAAUCUCAUCUUGUUGCUAGAUUAAAUCACUAAUUAACUAAAUAAUAACUAGUGUCUCUUUUAGAUUCUUAAUAUUAUCUAUCUUGUUGUAUAAUAAAAAUCUAUGUAUGUUGUUCAACUAA
Messenger RNA from Helianthus annuus (common sunflower), 1570 nucleotides. Its product is annotated as transcription factor MYC2. Gene Ontology annotation, biological process: regulation of DNA-templated transcription. Gene Ontology annotation, cellular component: nucleus. The transcript has 2 exons. Bases 78 to 1481 code for a protein of 467 amino acids. NCBI's taxonomy places the organism in Eukaryota, Viridiplantae, Streptophyta, Magnoliopsida, Asterales, Asteraceae. The record is from RefSeq and is a predicted model, not a curated record. Gene Ontology annotation, molecular function: DNA-binding transcription factor activity; transcription cis-regulatory region binding; protein dimerization activity.